This is a messenger RNA of Staurois parvus, 606 nucleotides long. Lineage: Eukaryota; Metazoa; Chordata; Amphibia; Anura; Ranidae. The record is from the annotation of a GenBank genome assembly.
AUGUCCCUUACAUUGGGGGUCAGUGGGAAGAAUGUCCCUUACAUUGGGGGUCAGUGGGAAGAAUGUCCCUUACAUUGGGGGUCAGUGGGAAGAAUGUCCCUUACAUUGGGGGUCAGUGGGAAGAAUGUCCCUUACAUUGGUGGUCAGUGGGAAGAAUGUCCCUUACAUUGGGGGUCAGUGGGAAGAAUGUCCCUUACAUUGGGGGUCGGUGGGAAGAAUGUCCCUUACAUUGGGGGUCAGUGGGAAGAAUGUCCCUUACAUUGGGGGUCAGUGGGAAGAAUGUCCCUUACAUUGGUGAUCAGUGGGAAGAAUGUCCCUUACAUUGGUGGUCAGUGGGGAAGAAUGCUCCUUACAUUGGUGAUCAGUGGGAAGAAUGUCCCUUACAUUGGUGGUCAGUGGGAAGAAUGUCCCUUACAUUGGGGGUCAGUGGGAAGAAUGUCCCUUACAUUGGUGGUCAGGGAGAAGAAUGUCCCUUACAUUGUUGGUCAGCGGGAAGAAUGUCCCUUACAUUGGUGGUCAGUCGGAAGAAUGUCCCUUACAUUGGUGGUCAGUCGGAAGAAUGAUCCCUUUACAGUUGUGACCAGAAUGCCACCCUUAGUGAUAGCU